Molecule: messenger RNA, 918 nt
Organism: Durotheca rogersii
Lineage: Eukaryota; Fungi; Ascomycota; Sordariomycetes; Xylariales; Xylariaceae
Product: P-loop containing nucleoside triphosphate hydrolase protein
Exons: 2
Coding region: 1-918 (305 amino acids)
Biological process (GO): iron-sulfur cluster assembly
Cellular component (GO): cytosol
Molecular function (GO): ATP binding; 4 iron, 4 sulfur cluster binding; ATP-dependent FeS chaperone activity
Source: RefSeq, a predicted model, not a curated record
AUGUCUCUCGCAAAGAUCAAGCGCAUCAUCUUGGUCCUCUCGGGCAAGGGAGGCGUAGGAAAAUCUUCCGUGACAACACAGUUAGCUUUAUCGCUGUCGCUUGCUGGCCAUUCCGUCGGAGUUCUCGAUGUCGAUCUGACGGGGCCUUCCAUGCCGCGCAUGUUCAAUAUCGAAGACGCGAAAGUUACCCAGGCGCCCGGAGGGUGGCUCCCCGUAACCGUUCACCCUGCCAACCCCGAUUCCGGUGUAGGCGAAUUGAGAUGCAUGAGCUUAGGUUUCCUAUUGCGCGGGAGGGGGGAUGCCGUAGUAUGGCGAGGCCCGAAGAAGACGGCCAUGAUCCGCCAGUUCCUCUCCGACGUGCUAUGGGGGGAGAUGGACUACUUGCUUAUCGAUACACCCCCGGGAACGUCUGACGAGCAUAUCUCACUUGCAGAGACGCUUCUGAAGGAUGCAUUUCCCGGACAGGUGGCCGGGGCCGUGGUAGUCACCACUCCUCAAGCCGUCGCCACAGCCGACGUCCGAAAAGAGCUGAAUUUCUGUGCGAAGACGGGCAUAUCGAUCAUCGGCGUUGUCGAAAACAUGGUCGGGUUCGUCUGCCCAAAUUGCGCCGAGUGCACCAAUAUCUUCGGCAAGGGAGGGGGUCAGGUCAUGGCGACCGAUUUCAACGUGCGCUUCCUCGGAGGCGUCCCCAUAGACCCUCAGUUCGUUAUGCUGGUCGAGACAGGUAGGCAACCGUCCUACCCGGAAGGGACGGUCAUCAACGGGCGAGACUUUUCGCAGGCCCAGCAGAAUGGUGAGGCCGAACCCCCCGAGGAGGCCACGAGGGGUGCCGGCCAUCUCGCAGAAAAAUAUUUGGAUUGCUCCCUCGAGCCGAUCUUUAGAGAGAUAACACAAAGCAUCGUCACCGCCAUCGGCUGA